AUGGUACAACUCAUACAAUUAAAGCAUAAGAAGCAUAGCACCUGCGCACCAAGCAGCUUCAUCAAGAGCACAUUUGACGAUUGUCUCUCCAUGUCUAUAUCACCCAUGAAUAUGGAACACUCCAAAGAGAGUUUAGCAGAGGCAGCGGCGAUUGCGAUACCAUGUUGGCCGGCACCGGUGGCCGCCACGACGAAAUUUCGUCCCAUUCGUUUGGCGAGCAUAGCUUGUGCAAUGGCAUUGUUGAUCUUGUGUGCUCCUCCAUGGUUGAGAUCUUCUCUCUUUAUAUAA
Molecule: messenger RNA, 288 nt
Organism: Ilex paraguariensis (yerba mate)
Lineage: Eukaryota; Viridiplantae; Streptophyta; Magnoliopsida; Aquifoliales; Aquifoliaceae
Source: the annotation of a GenBank genome assembly